Messenger RNA from Andrographis paniculata, 1827 nucleotides. RefSeq names its product probable glycerol-3-phosphate acyltransferase 8. Bases 36 to 1544 code for a protein of 502 amino acids. The transcript is spliced from 3 exons. Gene Ontology annotation, molecular function: phosphatase activity; glycerol-3-phosphate 2-O-acyltransferase activity. Gene Ontology annotation, biological process: cutin biosynthetic process. NCBI's taxonomy places the organism in Eukaryota, Viridiplantae, Streptophyta, Magnoliopsida, Lamiales, Acanthaceae. Gene Ontology annotation, cellular component: membrane. The record is from RefSeq and is a predicted model, not a curated record.
GUGAAACCCACAGCUGCUAAGUACAGCACUCAUUAAUGGCGAAAACCACCGCUUCCGCCGCUCGAUUCCCGCCGAUCGAGAAAUGCGAGGUCUCGGACGCAAAUAGCAGCUCCAUAGCGGCGGACCUGGACGGAACUCUCUUGAUCUCGAGCUCCUCCUUCCCUUACUUCAUGCUCGUGGCGAUUGAGGCCGGCAGCCUCCUCCGAGGGCUGAUACUGCUGCUCGCGUUUCCGAUGAUCGCAAUUGCUUACAUAUUUGUGUCCGAGGCGCUUGCUAUACAGAUGCUGAUUUAUAUUUCCUACUCAGGACUCAAAGUGCGGGAUAUCGAGCUGGUGUCUCGCGCGGUGCUGCCGCGGUUUUACGCGGCUGAUGUGAGGGCUGAGAGUUACCAGGUUUUUGAGAAGUGCGGUAGGAAGGUGAUAGUCACGGCGAAUCCGACGAUAAUGGUGGAGCCGUUUGUGAAGGAUUUUUUAGGCGCAGAUAAAGUGAUUGGUACGGAGAUUGAGGUGGAUCCGAAGACGAGGAAGGCUACGGGGUUCGUGAAGGCGCCGGGGGUUUUGGUGGGGAAAUGGAAGAAGUUAGGGCUGUUGAAGGAGUUUGGGGAGGAGAAACCUGAUAUUGGCAUCGGAGAUAGGGAAUCCGAUCACGAUUUCAUGUCCAUUUGCAAGGAGGGCUACAUGGUGCACCGCAGCAAAACCACCAAGCCGCUGCCACUCGAUCGCCUGAAAAGCCGACUAAUAUUCCACGAUGGCCGAUUAGUCCAGUGCCCCACUCCACUCAAUGCCCUCAUCACCUACAUUUGGCUGCCAUUUGGAUUUAUUCUCUCGAUAAUCCGUGUAUACUUCAACCUCCCUCUCCCCGAGCGUAUCGUGCGUUACACAUACGCCAUGCUCGGAAUAAACCUUGUGAUCAAAGGCAACCCGCCCCCUCGACCCUCUCCCGGCAAACCUGGCAACCUCUAUGUCUGCAACCACCGAACUGCCCUCGACCCCAUUAUUAUCGCUAUAGGACUCGGCCGUAAAGUUUCAUGCGUAACAUACAGUGUCAGCAAGCUUUCAAGAUUCCUCUCUCCAAUCCCAGCCGUUGCCCUGACCCGCGAUCGUGAGGCUGAUGCUGCCAGAAUUAAAUCAUUGCUCGAAAAGGGCGACCUAGUCGUCUGCCCUGAGGGCACCACCUGCAGGGAGCCUUUUCUGCUGAGAUUCAGCGCCUUGUUCGCAGAAUUAAGUGACAAUAUCGUGCCUGUGGCCAUGAACCUCAAGCAGAGUAUGUUCCAUGGCACAACCGUCCGCGGCGUCAAGUUCUGGGAUGCUUAUUUCUACUUCAUGAAUCCGCGGCCAACAUAUGAAAUCACAUUCCUUGAGAAGCUUCCACCCGAGAUGACGUGCAAAGCUGGGGGGAAGAGCGCGAUCGAGGUUGCUAACCAUGUGCAGAGGAUCCUCGGAGGUGCACUCGGAUUCGAGUGCACUCAGCUGACCCGUAAGGAUAAGUACAUGCUUCUUGGUGGGAAUGAUGGCAAGGUGGAAUCAAUGUAUGGCAAGAAAUGAACCCAUCAAAACAGUUUGAGCAGCAGUUUGGUGAAGCUGUUUGGUUCAUUGCUGGAAAGCGGCUUUCUGUUUCUCAGGUAUAAUGUAGUAAGUAAUUGUAUUUGUUAUGAAAUACUAUUAUUCUGAUUUUUGUUGAGGAAUAAUUGCUUAAGAACUGCUAGUGUGUCCAUCUCUGAUUGUUGGGUGGGGUGGGGGUAUUAUUGUUAAUAUGCUGUGAUUUGAGUUUGGUCCUUUUCUAUUAUACUCUCUCUACAAUGAAAUGAAUGAUAAAUGUGUGAAAGGA